UCAUCUGCGAGGUUAGAGGUGUAUGAACCAGUAGUGCCCUACUGCCCUGCUGUGUGUACCCUAGAGGUCCUGGAUGUGGUCUGCCACAUUUUGAACACAAACAUUACUUCGCCACUACUGUCCCAACCCGAGUCUGCCUUUCCCGUGACAAGGAGUGAUGAUGGUGGCAGUGAUGUGGUUCUGCUUGCUGGCGGUGUUUGCAGCGGGAACAUUGGCCGUCUCCGACGUGGGUGAAGGGAAGGCUUUCUUGAGGGCGGUGGAUGCCGGCGGGGCGCCGUACAACCAGCCCUUUCCGCUCCUCUACGAGGAGAUCGGCGAAAAGAAUUCAGACUCCACAGUGCCACGAUGUCAACAGCUGAGAGAGCCUGGCAUUUGCCGCGCCAACAUUCCGCGCUGGUACUACGACAGCAAGGCCGACAACUGUCGUCACUUCAGCUACGGCGGCUGUCGGGGUAAUGACAACAACUUCCCCACCGAAGAGCAUUGCCGCGCCGCCUGCCUCGACAAGGUGGUGUGUCCAACUGACCCCGCCAAGACGUGCCGGGUAUCGGAGUCUGCUUGUGUUAACGCCACCUGCCCUCUCCACCCCGACGCCGUGUGCUCCGUGCUGCCCUGCUCCUGCCUGGAAGUUUUCAUGGACAGCAAUGGACUGCCUGUGGAGUGCGCCGACGCCACCAUCAUUCCCAACACCACGCCACCGCCAGAUGCCACCACUCCGGAGUUUGGUGACGGUGAUCAAGAUAGCACGGAGCCCGGGCGAGCGCUGUGGUACAUGGCAGUGGUGGUCAUGAUAAUGAUAGUCGUCGGGUUGCUGCUGCUGGGGUUGAGUGCAGUGCUCCGCAGGCUUCGUGGGCCACGCGGCAGGUCUUGCAGCACAGCCACACUCAUCAGAUCCGAGUGCAAAGCGUCCAGCAGAGGAGCCACACCGGUAGACGAACACGACAUCACGUGAGCUUCACCCGGGGAGCGGCGAGGUGCUGCAAGGAUGGCAGGUUUUAACAUUUUAAACAGCGCGUGCGUAGUCAAUACCACAGUUUGGGCUGAAGCUUGGAGGCAACAUUCUUAAAAUUUUUAAUAUGUAACUUAUUUUAUCCUAUCAAUAUUUUCUAGCAAUGUAGUUUUGUGUGUGCAAGAGAGCUUAGCAAGAUUAGUAUUCUUGUAUAUUAUAAUGUAGGCGUUUCUGUCUUGCAAUGAGCAGCAGACGUAUGUUGAGUUUUUGGGACAGGGAAAAAAAUAAUUAUGAGACCAUCUUAAGAAAAUUAGUGACCACUAGACGGAAAGUGAAGGCACACGACAAGUAAGACGGCGAGCUCGUGAGGAGACAGCGUAAGGUAAUCUCGUUAAAACGCCUUCGGGCACCAUACUAUUCCAGUAAACGGUAACUGAAAGAGCGAUAAACUCUAUAGUACUAGAAGCGGCUGUUUAUUUUCUUAUCAUAAUAAAAAUAAAAAAAAAAAGUCCGGGGAAGAGAGGAGUGCUUGAGUUUAAGACCACUAUGAAAUCUUUGUGUAUUUUACGUUACCUGUUGUGUACACGCUCUGUUUAAUAAGGAAGUGUGUGUAGGUCAUGGUGUUUUGAGUAUGUGUAGGAAUGAUUUUGUUCAGUAGAAAAUCAAGCCACCGUGGUAAUUACGACUGUUCCCGAUACGCCAUCGAAGAGAGAAGAAAAUAAAAGACAGUUUAUUACAGAUGCGCAAGAAGCUGUGUUCAAUACCCAAUGCAGUGCCGCGGCUUACCUUGAAUGUUUGUUGAAGAAAAUAUAUAUAUAUUUUUUUUACAUUGUGAAUGGUGAACGAAUAUUUUUGCUCGUCGAUUUAACUAACGUUAGUUUGAAUGGACUGUGUGUGUGUGUGUGUGUGUGUGUGUGUGUGUGUGUAUGAAAACGAAAACCUUCCUUAACUUCAUUGAAAUUGAUAUAAUAAAUUAUCUCUGCAAAUAAAACUACGUAUCUUUUAUUCUUGACUCAUGGAGAUUGUGAAUUUGUGAAUUGAAUGUAUCCUCAGUUGGCGCACGUGUACCAGCACACAAAUCCUUGGACGGCCAAGAAAUGAAUAAGUGAUGUUGCUCAUGAGGACUUCCUAAGCUAUUCAGAUUCUAAUAACGCCCCAAUGCCUUACUCAGGUUGCUGCAUUUUUUGGUAACUAUUUCCAGAGUUUUCGUAUAGAAUGAGAAAUCUUUUCAUCCUCGUGUUGCUGGCGGGCGUCCGCGUGGCGUGGAGCUUGACGGAGGGAACCCCUAAUUGUCCCGUGGUCGGGAACUGGAGUGACUCCGAGGGAACGAAGGUGCUGAGGGUGUGGAGUUCCGCUCCGGACAACACAUCAGCCAUUGAACGCAUGGAGCUCAGCGCGAGCGGCUACAAGAUCACCCACGAGAACACUAACUCCACUACUACGAAUAUUUACAGCAGUCCCGCUUUUGUUGUUUUAAUGACGAACGCCACGGGCCCCGACAACCAAUCCAGCACCGAAAAGACGAUCGUGCAGCUGAUUUGUGCCAACAACAUUCUUUACGUUGAUGUGCUGCCAGUCUUAGAUUCAGCAACUAGUGAGAUGGCGUUCACGCUUCGCCGCAGCACGGUGAUGCCGCUGAACGAGGAGCCCCAAGAACCGCCCGCAGCCUCCCCUACCGCCUCACCGCAGUUCAUUCUCGUCAACAUCACUUUCCCGCGUCGCCAGGAUGAUGACACAGGGGAAUACAUGGAAGGCUAUUCUGACGCCCAGGGCAGCGACCCAUUCGCGCCCUCCCAGGAUGAGGCGGUGACCUAAGAAUUGACAUUUUGAGUCCACUUCUAGGAAUCCACGUUCUCCCAAAACAUGAGAAAGGAGGUGAAAUACAUACGUGAAAUUCUAAAAAAGUUUCCCGGAAGUUAACACUGGAUUUUUCCUCUUCACUAUAUUACAUAAUCAUAGCAAA
Scylla paramamosain (green mud crab) is the source of this 2912-nucleotide messenger RNA. RefSeq lists its product as uncharacterized. Gene Ontology annotation, molecular function: serine-type endopeptidase inhibitor activity. The record is from RefSeq and is a predicted model, not a curated record. Lineage: Eukaryota; Metazoa; Arthropoda; Malacostraca; Decapoda; Portunidae. The transcript is spliced from 5 exons. Bases 158 to 952 code for a protein of 264 amino acids.